GAUCAUAUUUGUGCCUACCAGGUUGCGCUGCAGAUUUCCAGAUGUCAUGGGUCAAAACAAAGCUUCCGCCAUCGGAAUAUUUUCUAAUAAAACACAUCUAUCCAUGAGCAACUAGACACUUUUCCUGGAUUCUGUUGUCUUCUGCACAUCACAGAAUGAAGAACGUAUAUAUACCUGCCCACUGUUCCGAUAAAAACAGAACUGCAGCUGUGGAUUAGCCAAUACAUUAUUCUAAUUAGCCUGCUCCAAUAGAUAAUGAUUUGAAAACAAAACAAACAAAAAAACAGCAUCUGUGUCCCUUUAAAUAUUUAUCAGCAGUGCACCUAAGUUUACAGCCAGGCAGAGAACUGUGCCAGAAAACAGUCAGACAUCUAUUUCCACUGUCUGGGUAUCCUCAGUGUGAUAAAGAUUUGCAGCUGAAGUGGAAACUAAACCAAAAGAAAAUACUGACUAUUGGAAGCAUUUUGCUAGGCUGUGAGAGCUCCCCAGCAGCAGAAAAGGCUUUUUAUUUUUGUUUAUGUCCUGUUUGCCUACAUUAACUGGUGCUAAAUCUCAGGAAUUGCGCUGCAGGCAAUACAUAUGGAGCAUCAUGCCAAAUAAUUGGGGAGAAUCAAGCUUAAUGCAUGUACUGAUAGAUACGGCUGAUAGAAUCAAGUCAGAUAAUACCCAUAACAUUUAGAUCUAUUGCUUUUUUGGCCGUGUUGUUGAAGUGAUUAUUUGUUAUGUUCCAGCCCUCUGUGUCCCACGGCUUAGCUCUGAUCUCAGGAAACUAUGCGGUGCUGCCUUCUGUUUGCAUUCUAUUCCUGUAGCUGUGAGCUAUGGUGAUAUCAUUCAGCUCCGGCUGGGAUACACGUGUCAAGUUAAAGCAAUGACUAAUCAGGAUAUUUACUAUAGUCUUCUAAAUUUGGUAAGUCCAUCUGUAACCCGCUGCGAAUCAUUUGAUGUUUAAACCAAUGCGUACAAUUGGAAAGACAAAAGGGUCAUCCGAAAGAACGUUACAAGGCACAAGCUGAACUUGUUUAUAACCCGUCGGGGGGCUGGAUACUAUCACUCAGCAGAGAUGAUGCCUGCAGGAAAGAGAGACUGCUAAUGCUUUCUGGACAGUACGUCUCAUCAUUAUAUUCAAGCUUCUGACGGCAAAGCCACGGUAUUCAUUUUUUUUUACAAGUAUUGCAGCUGGAGGUGAGAAAAGAAAAAGAACUAACCGGCCUGUUAAAAUGAUUCAUUAAGCACGUUAUUGACAGGGGCUGAAAUUGCAUCAGGCUUUUACUGUACUAGGAAGAACUAUUGCUAAAGUUACACAUUUCUUUCCUUCUUGCUUACGCUCAUUAUGCAUCAUGAGUUAUUUUUUGGCUUAUCGCAAGUCCCAUCGUGGGAUGGUGUUUACUCAGUACCAGAUGCUCAGAGCCCAGAGACAACUGUGCGAUGUUUCUCUCAUAGUGGAUGGGAAUGAAUUCCCCGCACACAAGUCCCUGCUUGCUUGUUCAAGUGAUUAUUUCCGAGCUAUGUUCAAGGACUAUACUAAAGAAUCGAAGGCCACGGUCAUCCACCUUAAAGUGAUCUCGACCACGGGCCUGCAAAACAUUCUGGAUUUCAUCUACACUUCAUGGCUGUCUCUUUCAUUGAACACUUUGGAGGAUACUUUGGAAGCUGCCAGUUAUCUCCAGGUCCUGGAUGCCAUACCCUUGUGCAGUCAGUUUCUCAUUAACACGUGUGACUUGGAAAGCUGCUGUUUUUCUGCCAAUAUUGCAUCCAAGUUUUACCUGACCGACACAUUGACCGAGGCUGAAAAAUACAUCAUUAAUAAUCUCUGGAGGCUGUUACAGGAAGACUUGCAUGACACUGAGUUGCUUGAAUUAAAUGUAAAAUCAAUGGUAAAUAUUAUAAAGUCAAAUGAUAUCCCUAGGGUUUCUGAGAAAUGCCUUUUGACUCUAGUGCUGAACUGGCUCCAAUACGAUCAUAGUAGACUUGCUUAUGCUAAAGUGCUCUUUGACAAUAUUCGAUAUGGACUGCUGCCACUGGAUAAAUUACGCAAACUCUAUACUCAGACUGAUGUACCUCUGACAGCAUCCAUUAAAUGUAUGAUUAUCAAAGCAAUCAAUUACCAUUCUGUUCCUUCAAAGCAACCCCUUUUGCAAGAUAAAUACAGCACCCUGAGAAAUCAGAAGGGAUGGAUAAUGCUCGUUGGAGGGACUGCGAACGGCACCUUUGUUGAAAACGUGCUUGGAUUUGAUGUGUACAGCCACAAAUGGCGUUCAGUAACCAGCCUACCCCUCAAAGUUCAGCAUCACUGCACCUGUGUAAUUGGAAACUUCCUUUUUGUAGUCGGGGGAGAAACUCCAGAAAGGUCACAGAAUGGUACCAAGGAUUCCUCGUUAUCUAUAACGAAUAUUGUUUAUCGGUAUGAUCCAAGGUUUGACCAAUGGCUACAAGUUUCUGGUAUGUUAGAGAAUAGGGCCCAGUUCUCCUCUUGUAUCAUUGAUAACUACAUAUUUGCAAUAGGUGGCAGAGGUGAUCAGCAGACAAUUUUAUCAUCUGUGGAACUCUAUGAUAUUAACAGAGAUACGUGGACAAAGUCUAAAGAUUUGCCAUUUAAGAUGCACGGCCACGCUAGCACUGUGCAUAACAAUAUCAUUUACAUUUCAGGGGGCAAGACUGAUACUCAAGUCAACAGCAGUAAGGAUGUCUAUUCAUGGAACAGGUUAGAGGGCCAAUGGAAAAAGCAAGCUCCUAUGAGCAUCGCAAGGUUCGGGCAUCAAAUGGCUACCGUGAAAGAUGCGAUCUUUACAUUUCUUGGAAUUUAUGAGCCAUUUUCAGACAUAGAAAAGUAUGAUCCCAAACACAAUCAAUGGACCCGCCUGAGGCCGUUGCCUUUUGAUCGAUUUUGCUAUGGCUUGGUCGUGGUGGAGCAAACGGUUCUUCUUCUUGGAGGCAAAAAGUGGCAAGACUCUCAAGAGGUGCCAACUCAGAAUAUUGUAGGUUAUGACACAGACAAUGACUGCUGGGAAGAAAUAUGUAGUCUGGCUUUUCCUUUUAGUGGUUUACAGUGUUCAGUUCUGCAACUGUCAGAUGUAACAGAAAACGAUGAGAAAUGCUCUAAAGCGUAUGCUCGAAAAAAAGGACAAUAAGGUCAGGUAGAGAGCUUGAAAAUGUACAGUAUAAACUAUAAAAUAAAAUACAGUAUAAGCUAUUAAAUAAAAAUUAAUGUUUGAUAAUGAAGUAAUUGGAAAGAGUUGCAAAAGGUUGUUGCAAAUGGAAGAAAAUACAUCCUACAAUAUUUACUAUUCACUUUUUCUUUUUACUUCAGCCUCUCUAAAGUUAUACAUUGCUAAAUGCAGAAUCAACACUGCUUUGCCCCCAUAUACAAAGUUAUCUCAUGUAUUUGGUUUAAGGUGGCAUUGCAUGGGCUGACUGACCGCUAAGACUGUGGGUAGUGAUGAGCAAAGUUUUUCGCCAAGUUUCCCAGCGAAAAUGACGCACAUAGAUGCCAAUGGGUGAAAAAAAUUGUUGCACAUCAAAAAUGUU
This is a messenger RNA of Xenopus laevis (African clawed frog), 3525 nucleotides long. It is a transcript of the gene klhl34.L, whose product is annotated as kelch like family member 34 L homeolog. Bases 1338 to 3128 code for a protein of 596 amino acids. The transcript has a single exon. NCBI's taxonomy places the organism in Eukaryota, Metazoa, Chordata, Amphibia, Anura, Pipidae. The record is from RefSeq and is a predicted model, not a curated record.